Messenger RNA from Alosa alosa (allis shad), 4139 nucleotides. RefSeq names its product taxilin gamma (gene txlng). Gene Ontology annotation, biological process: regulation of cell cycle. The coding region runs from base 241 to 1632 and encodes 463 amino acids. Lineage: Eukaryota; Metazoa; Chordata; Actinopteri; Clupeiformes; Clupeidae. Gene Ontology annotation, molecular function: syntaxin binding. The transcript is spliced from 10 exons. The record is from RefSeq and is a predicted model, not a curated record.
GUUACUUAUCAUGCGUUCAGGUUAUCACAUGUUGACAGUAUUUCGUUAUUCCCCCCAGUAACGUCUGUCUUCUUCAUGUGUUGAGUAUUUUUUGCACGAGCUUGGUGAACAAUAUUUUCGACGGAAGUAGAGGUUAUUAGCAUCAAGCUAACAUUAGGUUAUAGUUAGCCAUCACUAGCUUACAAACACAGCCUUUGGACUUGGCUUCACAUCGGAUAUAAUAAUUUGUUUUGUGGUCGAAUGAUGGAGGCUAGCGGUAUCGACGUGGGUUCUGCGCGGGGACUAGUCGAAGGCAGCAGCUCCCCUCCGAAUUCGGAUAACCCAUGCGCCGACAACUUGGAAGAUUUUGGGGACAUGAUGAGCAGUUGCUGCAUACAGGAAGAGAGGGGAGAGACACCAGGGCGCGAGGACUGUCAAAUUGACCCGCUCGUUGGUGAACUGGAUAGGGCUUCUGACAAAAGUUUGGACAGAAAAGGCUUGGGGAAAGAAGUACUUUUGUUAAUGCAAGCUCUGAAUACUUUGGCCACUCCUGAAGAGAAACUAGCUGCCUUGUGCAAGAUGUAUGCUGAUCUGCUGGAGGAGAGUCGCAGUAUGCAGAAGCAGAUGAAGGUCCUGCAGAAGAAGCAGACCCAGCUGUCCAAGGAGAAGAUGCAUCUGCAGGGGGAGCACAGCAAGGCCAUAUUGGCCCGCAGCAAGCUGGAGAGUCUCUGCAGGGAGCUGCAGCGGCACAACAAGACACUGAAGGAGGAGAACACGCGGAGCUCACGCGAGUACGAGGAGCAGCGGAAGGAGGCCAUGCUGCAUUUCCAGGUGACGCUGAAGGAGAUCGAGAACCAGCUGGAGCAGCACCGGCUGCACAACCGUAAGCUGCGGCAGGAGAACAUGGAGCUGGCUGCCAAGCUCAACAAGAUCAUCGAGCAGUAUGAGCUACGGGAGGAGCAUAUUGACAAGGUGUUCAAGCACAAGGAGCUGCAGCAGCAGCUGGUGGACGCCAACCUGAAGCGCACGGCAGAGCUGAUGAAGCAGGUGGAGGAGAGGCAACAGCGGGAGAGAGAGCUGCUCUUAAAAGACGCUACAGAGACGAGACACAAAUGUGAACUGAUGAAAGAACAGGAGAUCCAACUGAAGCAGCAGCUUUCCCAGUACAUGGACAAGUUUGAAGAGUUUCAGACGACUCUGGCCAAGAGUAAUGAAGUGUUCUCCACGUUCAGACAGGAGAUGGAAAAGAUGACGAAGAAGAUAAAAAAGUUAGAGAAGGAGACGACAUUGUGGCGAACCAAAUGGGAGACCAACAACCAGGCGCUGCUUCAGAUGGCGGAGGAGAAAACCCUGCGGGACAAACAUUACAAAGCGCAGCAAGGCAAGGUGGAGCGGCUGGAGAAGCUGUGCCGGGCGCUACAGAAGGAACGCACCGAGCUCAACGAAAAGCUGCAGACCAUGCAGGGUCAGGAGCCGGUGGAGGAGGGGACGGGGCCCCCCGACCCCCAGCCAGAGGAAUCCUACAGCAGCCGCUCACCGGAGCCUAACGCAGACGCAGAGCCCGUGGAGGCAGUGCCGGGGACAGAGGAGCCUGGACUCCAUCCGGACGGAGAGCCCUCCUCCCUCCUCACCGAUGAGCAACUAGACGUCUGAGCCAGGCCCCUCCAGGGCUGCUGCCUUUUUUUUUUUUUUUUUUUUGUGGAGGUAUAUAUAUUUUUGUGUAAUAGUUAUAAAGAUUUGAGAAGAGAUUUGCAUUUGCAUUUGCGUUAGUGAGUAUAACCGCUCUGUACAUGGGGAUGCUAGGCUUGGUGGUGAGCACUUCUUUCUUUUCCUGUUCCAUCUACCACAUACAUAUUUUCCUAGGAAAUUUCAUGUGGUCAAAGUUGGCUGUCAUGCAGCAGCUUUAGAGUUUAUUUUUCUUAUUCUGAGUCUCUGUUUUCAGUCUCUUCUCUGCUGAUCUGUGGGACCAUUUUUGUUCUCCAUCUAAAAGAUGUAGCUCUCAUCUCUGGCCUGUGGGAUCAGAAUAAAUAUUCCAGAUGCAUAUAAUGUUAAAAACAUUGCUUUGUUGACUUAGCCAAGCAUAACUGAUUAACAGUCACCUAUUUUUUGUUUCUGACCAUCCUCCUAAUAACUUCAGAAAUGUCUGGGCAUUAUGAGGGAAAAGAAGUUCCCUUUUAUACCAUAUUGCAGCAAAAGGUCACGCAAAACCGUAAAAGUUGGGUUCCAAAGUUUGGGUGAAAAUUUAUAUUAGCUUUCACUAGACUAUUUUUACUCUGUGGAUCUGGAGUCUGCCUUUAGUGAUUGUGCAUCAUGGGCGACUUGAGUUCAAGGGCUAGUUUGAUCAGGCUGCUAUCAACAUUUUUGAUGUACAUUUAAUUUUGGAUGGACACUGUUGUUGACUUCAGUGUCAAAAUGUUGGUCCCAUUGAAAUGCUGCUGCCACUUCCUUGCACCAUUUGAGAUCAGUUUGAGUUCCAGAAUCUGUUUGAACAAACACGUGUUGAGGCAUGGAGCGUAAAUGGAUUCGUUCUAGCAACUAAAUGGCUAAACAUUAGUAUGACUAUGGUGAGCGCACACCUGUUCACCCAUUGUACUGGAAUUGAGUCAGUUGACAGAGCUGUUGCUGCUGGCUCUUAGGAGAAUCAUGUUUCCUGUGAUGAUUUGAUGUUGAUCAUGCUGUUGUGCUCCUGUGGAUCAGUGGACUGAUUCAACUGUCUGGUGUGGCCGGGACAUUUUCUUUUCGAACAUAUGGGGCCUUGACACAUUUGAUACUUUACUUUAUAUACUGAAAAUUCUGAUUUUUUUUUUUUUUUUUUUCCUUUUUAAAGAAACAGUUUACUCAGUAAUGAACAUGAAUAAAAUAGUAUAAUUCAUGCGUUACACUCCAUACUGAUGUUCGCUGGAACAGAAGGUAUUGUGGAGUUCACAAUGUGGAAUACUGAACUGAAUGAAUGUAGAAAUUCACCCUUGUUGCCAAACGGCCUUAAUGCCCUCUAGUGUCUGUCAUCCAAUGGAAAGGAAACAGGGUUUACCAUGCCACACUCUCAGGUCUGAGUUUGCUGUCCACAUUAGGUUAGGUUAUGGUUUAGGGUCUCUUAGAAAAAUUAUUACAAGAGACAUUCAUUUAUUAAUGCUUUUGAAAAUGUUCCAUUCAUUGACAUUCCAGGUAGGCGCAUUGCAGCCUGCCAAAACAAUAUUAAUAAUGAAACUAAGUAAUUUGACAUUUUUCAACUUAGAAGGGUCUAUUGAAGUAAUCAUAAACAUCCAUAGCAUUCUAAUCAUUGCUGAUGUGUUUGCUAAAAACAUUUGGUCUUAAUAGUAAUGGACAUGCUGAUCAGACCAGUGGCCAUGUAGUGUUGGCAGAGGGCUGAAGGGCUUAGCAGUUUUGUAUAUAUAAAGUGGCAGUGUCCUGGGGAGAUUUGGGAUGUUUGUACAUUGCCAAACUAAUGACCAAACAAGAGAAUGGAUUUGGGAUCAGUAGACUUCAACCAGCCUCUGACUUGUAUUGAGAACUUAAACCAUAUGGAGUAGACUUUUAACCAGCCUGACUUUCAGAAUACAUAAUUAUAUACUCUUCACUAACCCAUUAGAAAUGUGAAUGUGCUUUUAGAUUGUGGAGAGGCUCGCUUGUGCCUCGCAAGAUUUUCACCUCAACACAUGCAAUGAACACCUGAGCAGUGAGUGUGGUGUUGUUAUAUGCCCAUCCAAUGUCCUUUAACCCUUAAAGGGAAUGUUGAGAAAUGAAUGUUCUAAAGAAUAUCUGGGUUCAUUGAAUUCAACAUAGAAUUUUAGAACCUUCAAUUGUUGCGGAACUUAGAACGUUCAAAAACCUACACCUUUAAGGGUUAAGUGAUGGUAUGUUCAAUGAGAAGUCGCCCUUGGGUGGUUGGAAAUGAUUGGUACUUUGCCACACAUUUAAAAAAAAAAAAAAAAUGUUCUUGUCUUUGGCAAUGCCUCAGUUUGAUUCUCAGGUUAUGCAAGAAAUCUACCUCUGCAGGUGAAUCUUGCUGUGAAAGAGGCUGGAGUCAACAAUGCUUUGAAAAGCUUUAUUUCCCCCCCAAAAUGAGCUUAUGUUCCCCCCGAGAUUGUAAACAAAGAUGUUCUGUCCUGUCUUGCUUUUCAAUAAACAUUUUGUAGAAUUUUCCAAACUAUUCAACUCUA